UUCGCCUACGCCUUCCCCAAAGGCUUAGCCAUCUUCUUCAAAGAAAUCCAGGAUUUCUUUGGCACGUCCUAUAGCGAGAUCGCGUGGGUCUCCUCCAUCAUGCUGGCCACGACGUACGGUGCAGGUCCCAUCAGCAGCAUUUUGGUGAACCGCUAUGGCAGCCGCCCCGUGGUUAUGCUGGGAGGCCUGCUGUGUGGUGUUGGGAUGGUCUCAGCUGCCUUCUGCAACAGUAUCCUGCAGCUCUACAUCUGCGUGGGCUUCAUUACGGGAUUUGGCCUUGCUCUCAACCUGCAGCCAUCAGUGAUAAUCAUAGGGAAAUACUUUCUGAAGAGAAGACCCAUCGCGAAUGGCCUGGCUAUGGCAGGGAGCCCCGUGAUGCUCUGCACACUGGCUCCUCUCAACCAGUUCCUUUUUGACAACUUUGGCUGGAGGGGCAGCUUUUUAAUUCUUGGGGCAAUUUUAUUAAACUGCUGUGUGGCUGGAGCUCUCUUCAGACCUAUUGGGGCAGCCACAGCAUCAGUCAAAACCCAGGUGGCUGAGAAAGGGAAGAAUGCUCUGAAAAAACAGGUCACUGAAGAUGCCAUGGAAAUGAGUCGUCCCACGGCCGUCCCCAUGGAGAGCCAAACGGAAGAGGAAGAAGGAAAAGACUGUUGUGAAAAAAUCAAUCAGUACCUCGAUUUUUCCCUCUUCAAGCACAGAGGGUUCUUGAUUUACCUGAUUGGGAACGUGCUGAUGUUCCUGGGGUUUUUUGCCCCCAUUGUUUUUCUGGCACCUUAUGCAAAGCACAUCGGCAUUGAUGAAUAUUCGUCCGCUUUCCUCCUUUCCAUCCUGGCCAUCGUGGAUAUGAUCGCCCGGCCUACCACGGGCAUCAUUGCAAACAGCAGGUGGGUGAGGCCACGGAUUCAAUACUUCUUCAGCUUUGCCAUCACCUUCAAUGGCACCUGCCACCUUCUGUGCCCACUGGCUUCAGGCUACAGAGGGCUUGUCGUCUACUCCGUCUUUUUCGGCCUGGCCUUUGGCAUGGUGUGUGCCAUGCUCUUUGAGACACUCAUGGACCUCGUGGGAGCCCCCCGCUUCACAAGUGCUGUUGGCCUGGUCACCAUUGCAGAGUGCUGCACCAUACUGCUGGGACCACCUAUUGGAGGAACUCUUAUUGAUACCUUUGGGGACUACAAAUAUAUGUUCAUUAAAUGUGGAGCUGUGAUGGUCCUGGCAGGAUCCUUCCUGUUCAUCAUGAAUUAUUAUAAUUAUCGUAUGCUUGCCAAGGAGGAGAAGGAAAGAAGGGCAAAAGAAGAGGAUCCAAAAUCUGUAAGGACAGAAAAUGAAGACAGAAAUAACUGGAAAAAAGAAACCGCACAGGAUGGGCCUGAGCUGGAACCUUUGAGAGAGGAACAAGCAGAACUAAAGAAGGAAAUGAAUGGCACAAACGAAGUUUAA
This is a messenger RNA of Merops nubicus (carmine bee-eater), 1437 nucleotides long. RefSeq names its product monocarboxylate transporter 2-like. Gene Ontology annotation, biological process: transmembrane transport; monocarboxylic acid transport. The annotation marks the transcript as partial. Gene Ontology annotation, molecular function: monocarboxylic acid transmembrane transporter activity. Gene Ontology annotation, cellular component: membrane. The record is from RefSeq and is a predicted model, not a curated record. The transcript is spliced from 4 exons. NCBI's taxonomy places the organism in Eukaryota, Metazoa, Chordata, Aves, Coraciiformes, Meropidae.